AUGAUGAAUUAUGAGAGGUUUUUUUGAAUUCCUGAAAACAUAGUAGUUUUCCGGUUGCAGAAAUCGCAUGCAUCUUUUCAAUCAGCCCCCAGUACCCGCACUACCGUAUCACAGACCGACAGAUCAGCGCCCAUUGAGAAAACCGCUUCUUGAGACUCCAAUGAAUGAUUUUGUCAGGCAGACCUUAAUGAACAGUAUGGUAUACUCAAUUUACCGCUCUUGCUCCCUCGGUGUUCGCGUACUCAAGCCUAAUUUCAGAAAAUUUUGCUUGAGUCUUCAAACACCGACGGGCAAUAGCGAUGAAUUGAGUUUAGUGCUUGACUCCUACUCUUAAUUCACCGCCCUUGCCCCCUCGGUGUUUGCGUACUCAAGCCUAAUUUCAGAAAUUUUGGCUUGAGUCUGCAAACACCGAGGGGCAAGAGCGGUGAGUUGAGUUCACUGUUAAGAGUUCCUCUUCAGAUGCCCAUGUUCCUGGACUACGUACUGGUCUACAACUCCGUAAAGCUAAGCAGCAAGAAAAUCUUAUAAGGACACCGGCAGCAAAUGAAAAAUUUAAUGUCAAGCCAAUGGUGGUGAACGUUUCAGUACUUUCUCACAAGAUUGAACUGCGAUGGGAAAAUCCGACACCAACCAGUAUGAAUCUCUUAUUUUAUCCAAUUCAACAAAAAAUUUUAGGAGACAUUAAAUAUAUUAUAACUUGCGAACAAGUCAAAACAAAAUUGAUAACUUUAUUUGAAAAGCCAUCAACAUCCGCGAUGUGUGAGCUCCAAGUCACAGCCGGCGACACUUACCAUGUAGAUUUAGAAUGCUGCUGUCUUGACAACGGAAUGCCUAUCGCAAAGUGGUCUCGUGAAAUUCGUGCAGGUACUCUAUAAACUAAAAAUUUUUUUAAAUACAACGUUUUCUAGAAUUCAGCUAUAGCGAAUUAAAGCUUCUCCUGCAAAAGUGCUAUAAUUUCAUCGGUGGUGGUGGGAAAAAAGAUCCUCAAAUGCACGAGUUCUGUGUAGUUUACCGAUGCAAGCCUAAGGUCUACUGGGACGAAAUCCAUCACUACUGUAAUGACGUCAUGCAAAAAUACAUCAAAGAUGACAACGGUCAACCUGGAAACCUAAUCAAUGGAAAGAUCAACGGUCUUUUCUUCUCAGCACGACUUCUACCUGACCUCACUUUACCUCAAUUCUCGCCAUUCGGAAAUGUGAGAAUGAUUAUCAACGCAUUUCCGCUGUUGAACCCAGAACGUCACAAUUUCUAUUUUGCUGAUUUCUACUGUAACAAGAACAUUCAUUACGUUACUGUCGUCAUUUGUGUCAUAGACUCUGACACUGACAUCUACUGUCGUGACCGUCUGAUUAGACUGAAUCCGCUCUCGAAUCCUUUUGUCAAGCUAGUUCCACCCCCGGAUCGCUUUGGACCAUGGCGAUUUUAUGUCAAUUACACCUUAUGGGUCGAACUUUACUAUACCGAAGACAUACAACUGAACAUGGGACAGUUCUCAGCAAUUAUGGCUACUGGAGCUGGAACUUCGAAAAUUGGUGGUCUGCCGAAUAACAAAGCGUGCAGCUUGUGCAAUUUGUAUCCACAUCGCAAAAAUAUCAAGAGAGAAAUUAUUACUCCGGAAGAGAUGAAGAAUGCGUCGAUCAGCACUGAUUCCACAUUGGCGACAAUAUUGCGAGAAAACAAGCCUGUUGAUUCUGGAGUGCUCGACGUUCUCUGUUAUUUGAUAGACAGAGUGGAAGAGAGAUGCAUAUCAGUGGAAGAACUGACUGCCAAGACAGAUAAGGACUUGGUUGAAGCGGUUGAGAAGAUGAAUAAAGCGGUUUCUUCAUCAAAUAAGCUGAAGACGUCGAUGGAAUCCUUCUUGAAUGGGAUAGCCACUAAUUUGAAUCAGUUUGUCGAAAGUUUCCAAAGGUACUUGCGUGAUACAUUGAAUUUGAAAAAGUGUUUGACUUUCAGACGCCGUGACAAUAUAAUUGAAGACGUCAAAAAACUGAGAAACGAUUCAGCUUAA
Caenorhabditis sp. 36 PRJEB53466 is the source of this 2008-nucleotide messenger RNA. The record is from the annotation of a GenBank genome assembly. NCBI's taxonomy places the organism in Eukaryota, Metazoa, Nematoda, Chromadorea, Rhabditida, Rhabditidae.